Molecule: messenger RNA, 619 nt
Organism: Castor canadensis (American beaver)
Lineage: Eukaryota; Metazoa; Chordata; Mammalia; Rodentia; Castoridae
Source: RefSeq, a predicted model, not a curated record
UUGCUAUACCUCUAGUAGACCAGAAGCUUGGAGAGGGCAGGGACCUGCCCCACGCCCUCUCUGCCCUGCCUCUGCACCUUUCUGAGUUGGAUCCAGAACCAGCUGCUAUCCACCUCCUCGCUCCCACACUGCUCUCUUGCCUCCACUCAUGGCAUCCCUGCUCUCCGUGUUGCUGGUGGCCCUGGUGGGCCUACCUCUGGCCGAGGCUCUGGACUGCCAUGUGUGUGCCUACAAUGGAGACAACUGCUUCAACCCCAUGCGCUGUCCAGCCAUGGUCACCUACUGCAUGACCACGCGUACUUACUACACCCCGUACCGGAUGAAAGUGAGCAAGUCAUGUGUGCCCAGCUGCUUUGAGACCGUGUAUGAUGGCUACUCUAAGCAUGCAUCCACAACCUCCUGCUGCCAGUAUGAUCUCUGUAAUGGGGCUGGCUUUGCCGCCCCGGCAACCCUGGCCCUGGCCCCCUUACUCCUGGCCACCCUCUGGGCCCUACUGUGAAGCCCUUGUCCCCAAGGGAGACCCACUCAAGGACAAAGCUCUCAACAUACACAGUUGGACCCUCUCACAUUGCACCCCCACCCAACCUUCUGUCCUCCUGAGACCCCCCCUCAGCCACAC